CAAUAUUAAUUAACGACAUAAACAAAGGUAGCUUUUUUUUCCCCUCUCCCAAAAAAUCUUGAAGAAGACCUGCUUAAGGAAUAUGCGCCAUUGUGAAUGAACUCUCAACUGGUGAAGAGCGUUAGGCUUAAUAAUUUGUUAUUUUUCCAUCGCUUGACCAAAAAGGUCAUUUCAAGAUGGAAAACGCAUACGGAAUUGGUGUAAAAAAUCGAUAUGAACUGUUUUAUGAUGAAGAUGUUGAUCCUCUUGAGAUAAUUCGGCAGCAAGAAGCCGAAAAAGAAAAACGCAAAACAGAUAAGACGCACAGCAAAGACAAGACCAAAAUCACGAAAUCGGGAAAACCUGUAGCGGCAGGAGUACCGAAAAAAUCGAAAGAAAAUGCUGUAGUCAUUACUGCUAAACCCGCAGAAAAUACAGAAACUCCUAAUAAGACAAGAGCAAGGCCUUUCAAUGACAGAACUGUGAAAAAUACCCGAAAUUUUGAAGAACCAAAAGAUAUUGAAGAAAGAAAAAAUCUACGCAAUCGGGAAGAACAUCAACCAGCAAAUUUUGAAUCAAGGGAUGGAGAAAGGAGAGGACGUGGAGGAUUUCGAGGGCGUGGGCGGCCACGCGGAAGAGGCGGUUUUUUUAACAACUUUGAAUCACGGCCUCCUCGUCGUGAAUUUGAUCGCCACAGUGGAAGUGAGAAAAGCUCUGUUCGGCCUGUUGAGAAGAGAGAGGGAGGAGGUUCAAAUAACUGGGGAGAUGUUAAAAAUGACUUCAGCAAUCGCAAACGAGAAUCUGAUACUUGGAUGGAUGAUGAACUUGACACUCCUGCUGAAAAAAUGAAUGAUACAUGGACUGAUACUUUAACUCUUAAUGACUUGCCUAAUACUGGUAAAGAAGAACGAACUCCAGAAAAAAAUACAGAGGACACAAUAACUGAGAAUAUGGAAUCAAAAGAAAAUGAGCCUGGAUCAGAAGAACAUGCUAUUGAUGAAAGUGUACGUGAAAUGACUCUUGAUGAGUGGAAACGGGAGCAAGAGGCAAAGCGAGCUGUUCCAAAAUACAAUUUGCGUAAACCUGGCGAAGGUGAAGAUGGAAAUCAAUGGAAGAAACUUUUUAUGUUGAAAAAGAAGGUUAAGGAAGAUGAGGAUGAUGAAGAAGAUGAUGAAGAAUAUGUUGAUGAAGAAGAAUUUGCUCGAAGAGGAAGACAGCGUCAACUUGUGGACAUCCAGAUCAAUUUCAAUGACUCUCGGCGUGGACGAGGAAGAGGGCGCGGUGUACGAGGUGGUGGCAUUGGGCCAAGGAGUGGCAUGAUGGCAAGUAAAGAAAUUCCCCGAGAAGAACGAAGAGAGAUGGGGCCAGGACCUGGGGUUGGAAACCGCAGUUUUGGCCGUGGAAGCAUGAAAAUGAAUAAAUCUGGCCACCAAUCUGCUCCAAGAGUGGAUGACUGGAAUGAUUUUCCGUCUUUGGUUACUGCUUAACUCCAGCCAAAAAAAUGUAGAUUAUAUUCCUAAAUUUCAACUGAUGUACACAUGGCAAAUCCUUAUUUGAUUAAUGUUCUGUGGAAGGCUUCAGUCAAUAAGGACAGCUACAAAUCCUGGCAAUACUCUCUUGUAGACUAAUUUACAUACCUUAUCUUACACUCUUGAAAGACUUAAUGGUAUGCAUGCCAAGGUGUGCUACACAAAGAACUUUGAACUUGAUUUCUAACUUUAUUCAAAUGGUCAUGUUAGAAAUAUGAGCAAAGUAGCAUGUUCUGUCAAGUUCUUAAUGUAACAAAUUUUCUGGUUUGAAAAGAUAAUUAAAGAGUGUUAAGUUUUGUGUAA
This is a messenger RNA of Uloborus diversus, 1811 nucleotides long. RefSeq names its product plasminogen activator inhibitor 1 RNA-binding protein-like. The transcript has 9 exons. The coding region runs from base 177 to 1466 and encodes 429 amino acids. Gene Ontology annotation, cellular component: cytoplasm; nucleus. Lineage: Eukaryota; Metazoa; Arthropoda; Arachnida; Araneae; Uloboridae. The record is from RefSeq and is a predicted model, not a curated record. Gene Ontology annotation, molecular function: RNA binding.